GCGGAUCAUUAUGUCGCGGACUGCUCUAGUGAAAAGUGUAAGGAGCGUUUUGAAAAAUUUCAAGAAGAUAGGAAAAAGGCGAAAGGCAUUUAUGAACAACAAUUGACAGAUAUCAAAGCAUAUAUAGGGUGGUUAAGCUUCAAAAAAAUAUUUUUUAAUACAGACAUAUUACAGAAUUUAUAAAGAGAAUAUGUCUUUUGUCUUUGAAAAGUGUCAGCGAAUGGAAAGGAAACGGAUUCGGUUUAUGAUAGAAAUGUUUUCGGGAAUACAAAAAAUUAUGGCGGAUUUGAUUAGCCCACAAAAGCUUUUACAAUUACAAGACAAACUGAGGGAACACUUUACAGAAUUAAACGACGCUUCCAUUGAGCUUGAUUUGCGACAAUGGUCGAUCUUGCACGGGAUUGAAUGUAAUACAGUUUGGCCUGAAUUUGAGGAAUAUUCUUCCGAAUUUCGACAAAUUCACAAUCCAAGUUCGGGAAGUAGGAAACACCGUCAAAAGGAAGCAACAGGGGUUAUGCUUACAAAAAAAGUGCCGUUGGGAGAUGAGGAGCAAGCAACGAACGAAAUAAGGAAAAGUAGGAAUGGGGAAUUAAAACAUCCAAGAUGCAAUUCUGAACCGAGAUGUCAUCACAAUUUAACUGCUAAUGUGGUCGAUCCAGAAAAGUCUUCACUUCCUGGUCCAGAUAAAUCUCUUUUCCUCGAUAAUGACUUGAAGAAUGGAGGCAGAAAAGAACCUUUUAAUUCGCUGGAAUCGAGAAGUGAAGAAUCCUCAAGAUGUGUUAAUCGUUCAACAAGUGUAAAUCCUUCAAUUAAGCACCAACAACUUCAAUAUACAAGUGAAAUUCGGCAUGAAAUAAACAAAUCUGCAGAGGAACCGUCUUCUUUAAAGGGAAACUCCCCAUGUUCUACAUCUUCGAUUCCAGUCGACCCCUUGCCCCUAAGGAGUGGUAGCGACGUUAAUAUUUGUGGUGUGGAAAGAAAGUAUUCUGUUGAAUACAAAACAUCAGCAGAGAGUGUUGAACAAUCACAUUUGCAAUUACCUACUGGACCAGCAAAAGUCAUUUACAAUUUCGAUCCAAAUGAGCCAGACGAAUUACCCUUAGUUUUAGGUUAUCAAAAACUUCUCAAAACCCCCCCUUUCUAA
Meloidogyne enterolobii is the source of this 1144-nucleotide messenger RNA. Lineage: Eukaryota; Metazoa; Nematoda; Chromadorea; Rhabditida; Meloidogynidae. The record is from the annotation of a GenBank genome assembly.